Messenger RNA from Tarenaya hassleriana, 739 nucleotides. RefSeq lists its product as uncharacterized. NCBI's taxonomy places the organism in Eukaryota, Viridiplantae, Streptophyta, Magnoliopsida, Brassicales, Cleomaceae. The record is from RefSeq and is a predicted model, not a curated record. The coding region runs from base 118 to 531 and encodes 137 amino acids. The transcript has 3 exons.
UUACACGUGUAUAUUCAAGGAUCGAUAUAAAUCAGGGCUUCAGCUCUCGCUCAUCAGAUCUAAAAUCGCCGUUUCGUCUCUUCUGUUCAACCCACACGCGCAGGCAGCUUUUCUACAAUGGCCGAAUCAAAAUCUACCCUGAGGAAACCGGUGUUCACCAAGAUUAACGAGUUGAGGCCAGGAACCAGUGGUCAUACACUGACUGUUAAGGUUGUCAGCACGAAGAUGGUGAUGCAGAGAGGUCGCACCAAUGGCCCUCAGGCACGACAGAUGCGGAUUGCGGAAUGUUUGAUCGGAGAUGAGACAGGGAUGGUCAUCUUUACUGCAAGAAAUGAUCAAGUCGAUUUGAUGAAAGAGGGGGCCACAGUGAUUCUCCGAAAUGCGAAGAUUGACAUGUUCAAGGGAUCGAUGAGGCUAGCGGUGGACAAGUGGGGACGUGUCGAGGUCGCUGAUCCUGCAGAUUUCACCGUGAAGGAAGACAAUAACCUUUCCUUGAUCGAGUAUGAACUCGUUAACGUGGUCGAAGAGUGACGGAUCUUCCCCCCCGGGAACUCGUUAACUUGUCCGGCUUUCCUCCGUUUUAAGUGCUUUGGCCUUCCUUGUGAUGUAGUUUCCGACUUUUUUUGUACAUUGAUUCUCUCUUCGGCGCAUAUUUAACACAAACUUUUGUUUAUUUUGUUACCGUGUUAUAAACCGUGGCAGUGAAAAGUAAAUCAUUGGAGAUUUUCCAGAUUUUUCA